Talaromyces marneffei is the source of this 936-nucleotide messenger RNA. RefSeq lists its product as uncharacterized. The coding region runs from base 1 to 936 and encodes 311 amino acids. The record is from RefSeq and is a predicted model, not a curated record. Gene Ontology annotation, molecular function: hydrolase activity. The transcript has 2 exons. Lineage: Eukaryota; Fungi; Ascomycota; Eurotiomycetes; Eurotiales; Trichocomaceae.
AUGUCUAAUCGCCCGAAUCCUCCAACGUAUCAAAGUCCCACUAGCACCCUCUACGCGAUUGCUGACAUUCAUGUCGCUUUCGCUGUAAACAAGGCCGCUUGGGCUGAAUUGGCCCCGCAUCCGCACGAUGGUCUUGUUUUAUGCGGAGACGUUGGGGAGACAGUUGAGCAUCUUCAGCUAGCAUUUUCGACAGCUACUAAAUGCUUCGGCGCAGUAUGGUGGUGCCCUGGCAACCAUGAGCUCUACACAUUCACAACGGGGUCUAGCGCUGGUGUACGGGGGGAGAGCAAGUAUCAGCAAUGUGUCGAUGUAGCGCGAUCUUAUGGCGUCCUCACUCCCGAAGAUGAUUUCGUCUUAUGGGAGGGACGAGGAGGCCCGGCGGUGAUUGCGCCAAUUUUCACCCUGUACGACUACUCUUUCAGGCCAGACAAUGUCACUCUAGAAAACGCUGUGCCCUGGGCGAGGGAAAUGGACAUUGAGGCGACGGAUGAGUUUUUACUUCACCCAGACCCAUAUCCCAGUCGCCAAGAGUGGUGCAGGGCUCUUGUUCAGAAAUUCGAAACCAAGCUAGAAGCUACAAAGGAGCGAUUUCCAGCAGUUCCUUUGAUCAUUGCCAACCACUGGCCUCUCCGGGAAGACCUUGUAACUCUGAAGUUUAUACCACGGUUUUCAAUUUGGUGUGGUACAAAAUUGACAGCCGACUGGCAUCAAAGAUAUAAUGCAAAGGUGGUUGUUAGUGGUCAUCUCCAUAUUCGGAGAACAGAUUGGAAAAACGGCUGUCGAUUUGAGGAGGUCAGUCUUGGCUAUCCACAGCACUGGAAGGAUUGUGCUGAAAUGGGUAUGGGGGUGAAUGAACUCCUCAGAGAGAUUUUACCCGGACCAGAGCCUCCUAAACAAAAUGAAGGGGUGCCAACACAAUGGAGAAGGUAUGGAUAA